AUGCCCACAUCACCCAGACGACCUCAUCGCCGUUUCUCGUCGGUGUCGGUCGAUUCUUCUUGGAAUGCCCCACAAGUAACCCGUGGCCGACGAAGGAGGUCGUCCUCUGGACCAGGACAGCGCACGGCCGCAGCGGGUCCAUCGGACUCCAGUGAUCACGAUAUCCAUGGGAAGCGUGUAGUACUACAGGAAGUAGGGGUGCGACCUCUCAUAUACACAUCUCUACCACCUACGCCGAUUCUGCCUUCUCCGCCUUCGUCUCCUCCGCCAUGGGACAGAAACACAUUUCAGGGGUCACCAAGGCCGCAAGUGAACGAACCUCUGUUCUCGCUGUGGGAUUAUCUUCGAGAGGAACUUCUUGCAACUGAUUUUGACUCGCAUCAAGAACUCAAAUGGGAGAGGGUCAGUAAUUUCCUGAGCAUACCAUUCGCGAUUGAAAAAAUCGUUGGAUUCGGAUUUAUCCUAUGCUUGGACUCCUUCCUGUACACAUUUACCAUUCUCCCUAUUCGCUUCCUCUUAGCGGUAUUCCGCCUGCUUUCCAACACCCUCUCUCUCUCGAGAUCACAUCUUCCUCCUUCCCAGAAGGCCGACAUUUUGCGCACCCUGUUGCUCGCGGUCUCGGUCACCAUACUGCUGCCCCUCACCGAUGCCAGCAAGAUCUAUCACUCCAUUCGCGGCCAAGAUACUAUAAAGUUAUAUGUUAUAUUCAACUCUCUCGAAAUUGCAGACAGGCUUUGUGCAUCAAUUGGCCAGGACAUCCUUGACUGCAUGUUUUCUCGUUCUACCCUGGAAGUAAUUUCUCGGAAAGCAAUGGUGACCCCUCAUAUCCUUCGCCCAUUCAUUUACUUUACUCUGGCUACUUUAUAUGUAGCUUGCCAUACACUCGUCAUGCUGUAUCAGCUCCUUUCGCUGAACGUCGCCGUGAAUUCUUACGAUCACGCCCUUCUCACUCUUCUCAUGUCAAACCAAUUCGUCGAGAUCAAGGGCUGCGUCUUCAAGAAAUCACUUGUGCGGACUAUAGUGGAACGUUUCACGUUAUCUCUGAUGCUACUCGUCGUCGCGUUUCGGAAUUUGAUUGAACUCAGUGGGUCAGAAUUCGACUUCACGGGAGGAUUUGUUAUGCCCCAAAGCUUUGGUUGGUUUCGGGGCAAUAAUGUGAUAUGGACGAUAUCCUACUUUAUAGCGUCGGAGAUGCUCGUUGAUUGGUUGAAGCAUGCAUUCAUUACGAAAUUUAACCACAUCCGCCCUUCAGUGUACGAACGAUACACGGACGUUCUGUGUCGUGAUCUGGCAAGCGGAAGCAGACUAGCAGCACGCAAGCAUUGCUACGUAGACCAGUCGCCCUUAGUUGCGCGUCGUCUUGGUUUCGCCUCAAUUCCUCUGGCGGUUCUUGCAAUUCUCAUAGGUUUUCAAUCAUUGGGUUUUGUACCUUCUCAUCGAGCCCCUUCUGAACGAACCCUGGGCCUGGACCAAAUGCUAGCUGUGGAAGUAACUUAUUUGGUUAAGUACCUGGUGAUGGCUCUGGCGUUUUGGUUGUGCUUCCUUGCCCUCAAAGUACUCUUAGGAGUCAACCUUAUAUCCUACGCAAGCCGAAGAAGGGCGGGGAUGGAAGCUCGUGUCGCUGCGGAUGUAGUGAAUGACUUUGGACGUGACCCCAUCGGAGAAGGCAAGGAAGAACGCGAGUAUAAUAAACAGCUCAGGAAGAUGGUAGACGAUUGGAGGGACGACGCGGCACGGGUCGGUGAAAUGGGCGAGGGGUCAGGUACAAAUAAGAAACGCGUGGCAUUAGAAGACCUCACACGAUUUACAAUGGUGAAACGUAUUUGGUAA
Molecule: messenger RNA, 1830 nt
Organism: Pisolithus orientalis
Lineage: Eukaryota; Fungi; Basidiomycota; Agaricomycetes; Boletales; Pisolithaceae
Product: DUF747-domain-containing protein
Exons: 9
Coding region: 1-1830 (609 amino acids)
Biological process (GO): maintenance of protein localization in endoplasmic reticulum
Cellular component (GO): endoplasmic reticulum membrane
Source: RefSeq, a predicted model, not a curated record